Brassica oleracea var. oleracea is the source of this 5088-nucleotide messenger RNA. RefSeq lists its product as uncharacterized. Lineage: Eukaryota; Viridiplantae; Streptophyta; Magnoliopsida; Brassicales; Brassicaceae. The transcript has 6 exons. Gene Ontology annotation, biological process: DNA integration. Bases 1 to 5088 code for a protein of 1695 amino acids. Gene Ontology annotation, molecular function: RNA-DNA hybrid ribonuclease activity; nucleic acid binding. The record is from RefSeq and is a predicted model, not a curated record.
AUGAGCUCGAGAAUCCACCAAGCAACCAGCACAGCUCCUGAGAUUGAUAGCGUCAUCGCCUCAACAUCACGCACACCUUUUACCGAAGAACUGACGGAGGUCAAGCUCCGGAAAAUGGACAAGUUGUGUCUCCCAGAGUACAAACCAAGAGGUGAUCCCGUCGAGCAUUUGACGGCUUUCAACAUCGCGGUGGCAAGAGCUAGACUUGCUCCCGAGGAAAGAGACGCAGGAUACUGCCAACUCUUUGUCGAGACACUGAACGAACAAGCCCUGACUUGGUUCUCGGGACUCGAGGAGAACUCGAUUAGAAGCUUCAAAGAGCUCUCCUCAGCAUUUCUCAAGACUUACAUCAUGUUCACCAAGCGCGAAGCAACAGCCUCGAGCCUUUGGAACCUCAAGCAAACGAAGGACCAGAGUCUUCGCGACUACAUGGAGCAAUUUAAGUCGGUCGUGUCGCGAAUCAACAUUCCCGAUGACAUCGCCGUCGACAUCUUGAGGAACAAUCUUCUGGUAGAAUGUAAGUUCCGAGAAGAUCUCUAUCGAUGUCCCACCUCGUCACUACAAGAUGCCAUUGCUCGGUCCCACAACUUCAUCCGUAUGGAAGAGGACACUAAAGCCAUCAUGAGCAAGCAUAACUCGGCGAAGCAAUCGCAUGCUGCCAGCGACAAACACAACCGCAAGAAUGGUCUCCUCUACGUCGUUGAUGAAAACGGGAAGAAAUGGAACACCUUUCAUCGAGAGACAGAUCCUCCUAGCGAAUCCCCCCGAGCAACAGCGGCCGCCGCAGUCGCCCAGGUCGAUUCCGUAGCGGGUUCAUCCCGGACUCCUCCAGGACUUACCAAAUCGUGCAAGCUCCAUGGUGUCAAAGGCCACGACACGUCAGAGUGCAAAACACUUUUCGCACAGUUCCUCUCUUCGAUCGAAAGCGGCGAGCUUAAGAUCCCUCCUCCGAAGCCAAAAAGCGAAAGCAGUUGGAGCAGGAACAAGGAGAGGAAGAAUCAGCAAAAACAUCAAGGGAAACCGCGUCAAGACGACCAAAAGCCAAAGGAUGCCGAGCAGACCCCUCGUCAGGAUGACGAUGGUGUCGUCUCAGCAGACGAAGACCAACCCGCGGUCAGACAAAGGAUCGAAGUUAUUCGCGCCCAACCAGAGUCCUCAUCGGACGAAGAGAGUGACCUCGAGGAAGCUCCCGACUCGUCGGACUUACGUAUGCUCCUCAAGCGAAAGGCUACUCCGAGGAUUAGCGAGACUCCCGGUCCCUCUGAUCUCCGAGUCGAGCUCAACGCCAAAAGAACCAAGCACGCGCCGAGUCAAAGAUCCUCACCAGCAUCUCCAGACGACAACCCUAUCGUCGAUUUGCGCGACCAACUUAACGCCCGGAUGGACGAUCUACGUACAAAAUUGGAUCGCAAAAGGACCGAGCAAUCAGAGGAAAACAAGGAUCUCCGAGCUUUCCUCAUCAAGAAGCAAGCAAGCAUCAGGCCGCGAAUUAAUGUGAUUAUGGGAGGAUCACCACAUUGUGGGGACUCACGUUGGCCACAGAAGCCCCCGAACGAUCUCCCAAUCUCCUUCUCGUCGGAAGAUCUACUCGGCGUAAACCUCCCUCAUAACGAUCCACUUCUUGUCGUCCUGGCUAUCGCUAAGUACGACGUUACCAAAGUACUAAUCGAUACAGGAAGCUCAGUCGAUAUCAUUUUUCGCGAAACUUUCGUAAAAAUGGGUAUCGACUUAAAAGACGUGAAACCAUCUUCCAGAACUCACACCGGCUUCAACGGCUACUCCGAAGUAAUCCUCGGGACUAUCCGUCUAUCAGUACAAGCCGAGGGAGUAACUCGGACGGUCAAAUUCUUGGUGGUCAGUACCAAGGCCCCCUAUGACGUGAUACUAGGUACCCCAUGGCUCUACUCUAUGCGAGCAAUUGCAUCUACAUACCACCAGUGCGUCAAAUUCCCGGGCAUGGAUGGGACGAUUAAGACAGUAGGAGGAGAUCAACGAGCCGCACGAGAUCUCUUGAUCGCCACGGUCAAAUUACAGCGCUCGCAGUCACUCGUCAACUCGGUUUCCCCUCCGAUAAGAAAGGUCUGCCCACAAAAGGAAGAAGUGCUCGAGGUUCCGGUCGAUGAGUCGGACCCAAGCAAAGUGCUACGAGUAGGCGCCUACUUAUCAGACGAGACGCAGCGCACGAUCCUGGAUUUCCUGAAGCAGAACUUAUCUACCUUUGCAUGGUCAAUGUCUGACAAGCAAGGCGACCCUUCCAUCAUGACUCACGAGCUGAACGUGGAUCCAAACAUCAAGCCCAUUCGAAAGAAGAGGCGAAAAUUGGGUCCCGAGAGAUCUAAGGCAGUCGUCGAGGAUGUCGAGCGUUUACUCAACGCGGGCUCGAUAAUGGAAGUCCGUUACCCGGAGUGGCUCGCCAACCCAGUGGUCGUCAAGAAGAAAAACGACAAGUGGCGUAUGUGUGUUGACUUUACCGACCUCAACAAAGCCUGUCCUAAGGACAGCUAUCCGCUUCCGAACAUCGAUAGGCUCGUCGAGUCAACUGCCGGCAAUGAAAUGCUCACGUUUAUGGAUGCUUUCUCGGGAUACAACCAGAUCAUGAUGCAUCCGGAUGACCAAGAGAAGACAUCAUUCAUAACCGACCGAGGAACCUACUGCUAUAAGGUGAUGCCCUUCGGGCUAAAGAACGCCGGAGCGACGUACCAGCGACUAGUCAACCGUAUGUUCGCCAAGCAGCUUGGCACCACAAUGGAAGUCUAUAUCGAUGAUAUGCUCGUCAUGUCACUCCGAACAGACAACCAUCUGACGCAUUUACGGGAGUGUUUUGACAUUCUUAAUACAUACAAGAUGAAGCUAAACCCGACCAAGUGCACUUUUGGCAUCUCGUCUGUAGAAUUUCUCGGUUACAUAGUAACGCAGCGAGGAAUUGAAGCAAAGCCGAAGCAAAUAUCAGCUGUCCUCGAUCUCCCAAGCCCGAGAAACUGCCGAGAAGUCCAACGACUAACCGGCCGAAUCGCAGCACUCAAUCGUUUCAUCUCUCGAUCCACCGACAAAUGUCUCCCCUUCUACGAUCUCCUCCGAGGAAACAAGAAAUUCAUCUGGGACGACAAGUGCGAAGAGGCUUUCAAUCAGCUCAAAAACUACCUGACGACGCCCCCGAUCUUGGCGAAGCCAGAUGUAGGCGACGUCUUGUCCCUCUACAUUACGGUCUCAUCCGCAGCAGUCAGCAGUUCGCAUUCGGUGGAAGUUCUUACCGACCAGCCGCUCCGAACUGUUUUGCAAAACACGAACAGAACUGGCCGUCUUACCAAGUGGGCGAUAGAACUCGGGGAGCUUGACAUCGCUUACAAGUGCAGAACCGCUUUAAGGCUCAAGUCCUCGCCGAUUUCCUCGUGGAAUUAUCUCCAGAACUUGCCCAAGAUCUCGAAGUCCCAGAUUCAAACUGGAUUCUGCACGUCGACGUCGUUCAGCUUUGGUUUCCCGGCGUCGAAUAAUGAAGCGGAGUACGAAUCUCUCAUUCCCGGCCUUCGUCUCGCGAAAGCAGUCAAAGCUAAGCGACUCAGUGCAUACUGUGACUCGCAGCUCGUCGCCAGUCAGUUCAGCGGCGACUAUGAUGCCCGCAACGACAUGAUGGAUGCCUACCUCCGAGUCGUUCAAUCACUAGCUAAGGAGUUCGAAUUCUUCGAACUCACAAAGGUUCCCCGCGGGGAGAAUAUGUGUGCUGACGCAUUAGCAGCACUCGGAAGCAAGCUCCACGACCAAGUCAAAAGGGUUAUCCCGAUCCAUCGGAUCGAGAAACCGAGCAUCGAUAUCUCAGCGGAGGCAGCUAACUUCGUCACUACAGAAUCUGAAACGACGCCCCAAUCUCUGACUGAUGGUGACGCCGAGAUGACAGACCAAGAUCAGCCGACACCCGACUUGAGAACUGAGUUCAUCCAGUACCUUACCAACGGCACGAUUCCAACUGAUAAGUGGGCUGCGAGACGGCUAAAAAGACGCAGCGCUCACUACGUCAUCAUGGAAGAGGAACUCCAUCGAGUAACAGCUAGCAAGGUCCUCCUCAAAUGCAUCUGCGGCGAGCAAACACGAUUAGUGAUGCCCGAGACUCAUGAGGGAGCAGGUGGCAACCACUCCGGAGGCCGAGCACUAGCUUUAAAAAUCCAAAACUUGGGAUUCUUCUGGCCAACAAUGAAUACUGACUGUGAAGUGUAUGCUCGACGAUGCGACAAAUGCCAACGACACGCUCCGAGCAUCCACAGCCCAACCGAGCUACUGCGAACCUCCGCAGCCCCUUAUCCAUUCUUGCGAUGGGGGAUGGAUAUCAUCGGACCAAUGCCGAACUCCCGUCAACGCCGCUUCCUGUUAGUAUUAACCGACUACUUCACCAAGUGGAUUGAAGCCGAAGACUUCGCCAAGGUUACCGAGAAGGAAGUUCGCGGCUUUGUUUGGAAAAACGUCAUCUGUCGUCACGGCCUACCAUACGAGAUCAUGACCGACAAUGGAUCCCAGUUUAUGUCUGGAAAUUUCAAAGAUUUCUGCAACAAGUGGGACAUCCGACUAAGCCCCUCGACACCAAGGUACCCUCAGGGAAAUGGACAAGCGGAGUCCUCGAAUAAGAUCAUCAUCGACGGGAUCAAGAAGCGUCUCGAUCUCAAAAAAAGACACUGGGCCGACGAACUCGACGGUGUCCUCUGGUCGCAUCGGACGACCCCCCGAGGAGCGACUAAAUCCACUCCCUUCUCCCUCGCAUACGGGAUGGAAGCAAUGGCUCCGGCCGAGGUCAACGUAACAAGUUUCCGCCGAUCAAAGAUGCCCCAAUAUGUUGAGCUUAAGCAAGAGAUGCUGCUCGAUGCCCUCGAUGCCCUCGAUGAACUCGAGGAGAAACGCGACCAAGCUCUUCUUCGGAUCCAGAAUUACCAGAACCAAAUCGAGAGUUAUUACAACAAGAAGGUCCGCUCGCGUCCUCUCGAGCUUGGUGAUCUAGUCAUGCGAAAGGUCUUCGAGAACACAAAAGAACUCAACUCUGGAAAGCUCGGCGCGAAUUGGGAGGACCGUACAAGAUCACUCGAGUCGUCAAACCAGAACGAGUAA